Messenger RNA from Alligator mississippiensis (American alligator), 9461 nucleotides. It is a transcript of the gene PDGFRB, whose product is annotated as platelet derived growth factor receptor beta. Lineage: Eukaryota; Metazoa; Chordata; Crocodylia; Alligatoridae. The transcript is spliced from 24 exons. Gene Ontology annotation, molecular function: platelet-derived growth factor binding; ATP binding; platelet-derived growth factor beta-receptor activity. Gene Ontology annotation, biological process: angiogenesis; multicellular organism development; cell chemotaxis. Gene Ontology annotation, cellular component: signaling receptor complex. The coding region runs from base 326 to 3619 and encodes 1097 amino acids. The record is from RefSeq and is a predicted model, not a curated record.
GAAAGCAGACGCGGAGAGCAGAGCUAGAGCCAGCCCAGCCCAGGGAGGCAGGGCAGGGCAGGGGCUGCUCCCCGGGAGGCGGCUCGGACCUGCCCCUUGCGCUGGAUGCUCCAGGCAGGACAGAGCUCGGGGGCAGCCCUGGCCAGACGGGGAAGGGCUCCGGCCGCACAGGCUCCAGCAGACAGACGCAGCUCCAGUCCCAGGUCAGCGGGAGACGGCAUCUGGAGCCGGGGUCGGCAGCGUUUUGCGUGCCUCUCAUCCAGCAUUUCUGUGAACGCUGGCACAGGAAAGGACGUGGCACGCAGGGCAGCUGAGCCCCGUCACCAUGCCUCCUCCAGCUCCGAGGGGACCCUUCCUCCUACUCCUUCUCCUCGCAGGUCUGCCGGCAGUGACUCCCGGGAGCAGCCAGCUGCACAUUUCACCCAGCGACCCCGAAAUCAUCCUCAGCCUCUACGGCAGCUCCUCCCUGACGUGCUCGGGGGAGGCCGAGGUGGUCUGGGAGCGGGACCGGCAGCCCCUGGCCGCGUCGCUGGAGCAGAGAGACGGCGUCUUCCACAGCACAGUCACGCUCCACAACCUGACAGGCCUUGACACGGGGGAGUACGUGUGCACCUACAACCACUCCCUGGGCUGGAAGCAGGCGGAGAGGAAGGCCAUCUAUGUCUACGUGCCAGACCCCUCCCUGGUCUUCCUGCCCAGUGACUCCGCGGAGUCGUUCAUCUUCACCACGGGCUACACGGAGGCCACCAUCCCGUGCCGCGUGACCGACCCUGCCUUCCACGUCACCCUGUACGAGAAGAAGGACGACACCCCGAUCCCUGCCACCUACAACAGGCAGCAGGGCUUCAAGGGCUUCUUCGAAGACAAGACCUACAUCUGCAAGGCGACGCUGGACGACCGGGAGGUGGACUCGGACAACUACUACAUCUACAGCAUCCAGUCUUCUUCGAGCGUUAACAUCUCCAUCAGCGCGGUGCAGACCCUGGUGCGGCGAGGAGAGAACAUCACCGUCAUGUGCACCGUCAGCGGCAACGAGAUACUCAACUUUAACUGGGUGUACCCCGGCCUGGAGACGGGCAAGGUGGUGAAGCUGGUGACGGACUUCCUGCCCGGGUCCAGCCAUGAGAUCCGCUCCAUCCUCAUCGUCCAGAACGCGGAGCUGGAGGAUGCGGGCUCCUACAUCUGCAACGUCUCGGAGGGCUUCCAGCAGAACAUGGACAUGAAGGACAUCACUGUCAGUGUGGUCGAGCGCGGGUUCGUGAAGUUCCUCUCCGAAUGGCGCACCAUGGUGUUUGCCGAGGUGCACAAGAGCCCCACCAUCCGGGUGCAGCUUGAGGCCUACCCCCCACCCACCAUCCAGUGGCUCAAGAACAACCAGCCCCUGACGGUGAGCAGCAGCAGCGACUUCUCCAUCACCACCCGGAAGCUGUCGGAAACCAGGUACGAGACAAAUCUGAACCUGGUGCGGGUGGAACCGAAAGAGGGGGGCAACUACACCAUCCGGGCGUCCAACGACGACGACACGCAGCACCUGAGCUUCUUCCUGCAGGUCAACGUCUCAGCCAAGGUGCUGGCGCUGCACGAGAACAGCACCAUCAAGGGGGAGCAGAAGGUGCUGUGCGCCGCCGAGGGCAUGCCGCAGCCGGAGAUCAGCUGGUACACCUGCAGUGACCACAAAGGACAAUGCAGCCUCCAGCCCAUUCAGCAGCUGGGCAAUGCCUCUGAGGAGAUGCAGCUGCAGACCAAUGCCACGUACCACGAGGCGCUGCGGGUGUACCACGUCCACAGCACACUGCAGCUGCGCCGGGUGGACGAGCCCCUGCUGCUCCGGUGCGCCGUGCAGAACCUGCUGGGCACCAGCCACCGCGACAUCAAGCUGGUGCCACACGCCUUGUCCUUCAAGGUGAUCAUCAUCUCCGGGGUCAUCCUGGGUCUGCUGGCACUCAUCGUCACCUCCCUGAUCAUCCUCAUCAUCCUGUGGAGGAAGAAACCUCGCUACGAAAUCCGGUGGAAGGUGAUCGAGUCAGUGAGCUCCGACGGACACGAGUACAUCUACGUGGACCCCUUGCAACUCCCCUAUGACUCCAGCUGGGAGGUCCCCAGGGACAAGCUGGUGCUGGGGCGCACGCUCGGGUCCGGGGCCUUUGGCCGUGUGGUGGAGGCAACAGCCCACGGCCUGAGCCACUCGCAGUCCUCCAUGAAGGUGGCCGUGAAGAUGCUCAAGUCUACUGCCAGGAGCAGCGAGAAGCAGGCCCUGAUGUCGGAGCUGAAGAUCAUGAGCCACCUGGGGCCUCACCUGAACAUCGUCAACCUGCUUGGAGCCUGCACCAAAGGAGGCCCCAUCUACAUCAUCACAGAGUACUGCCGCUACGGAGACCUGGUGGACUACCUGCACCGCAACAAGCACACCUUCCUGCAGUACUACAGCGAGAAGAGCAGGCGGGAGGCUGAGCUCUACGGAAACACCUUCAGUGAGGACCGGCUCCAGAGGCAGACAUCCGUGUCCGUCGAGAGCGAUGGAGGCUACAUGGACAUGAGCAAGGAUGACUCCCUGGAUUACGUGCCCAUGUCAGAUAUGAAGGGAGAGAUCAAGUACGCUGACAUCGAGGCCUCCAACUAUGGCACGCCGUACGAGCUGGACAGCUACUCCCCGUCAGCUCCUGAGAGGACAGACCAGGCUACCUUGAUCAACGAGUCCCCCAUUCUCAGCUACACGGACCUCAUCGGGUUCAGCUUCCAAGUAGCCAAUGGCAUGGAGUUCCUGGCUUCCAAAAAUUGCGUGCACCGUGACCUGGCAGCAAGGAACGUGCUGAUCUGCGAGGGGAAGCUGGUGAAGAUCUGCGACUUUGGGCUGGCCCGGGACAUUGUGCGAGACUCUAACUACAUUUCCAAGGGCAACACUUUCUUGCCUUUGAAGUGGAUGGCGCCUGAGAGCAUCUUCAACAACCUGUACACGACCCUGAGUGACGUGUGGUCUUUCGGGAUCCUCCUCUGGGAGAUAUUCACGCUGGGUGGGACGCCCUACCCUGAGCUGCCCAUGAACGAGCAGUUUUACAACGCCAUCAAGCGGGGCUAUCGCAUGUCCAAGCCCACGCAUGCCUCUGACGAGAUCUACGAUAUCAUGCAGAAAUGCUGGGAAGAGAAGUUUGAGAUCAGACCUUCCUUCUCGCAGCUGGUGGUGCUGAUGGGGAACCUGCUGAUGGACGGCUACAAGAAGAGGUACCAGCAGGUCGAUGAGGAGUUCCUGAGGAGUGACCACCCUGCCGUCGUCCGCACUCAGCCCAGGAUUGCCGGGGUAAACGGGGCCCAGCACAGCUCCAGCGCCAGCAGCAUCCUCUAUACGGCCGUGCAACAGAACGGAGGGGACAACGACUACAUCAUCCCCCUGCCCGACCCCAAGCCCGACGGAGCAGACGAAAUCCCCCAGGAAGCUUCCGUCAGCCGGGCCAGCUCUACACUGAACGAGGCAAACACCUCAUCUACGAUAUCCUGCGACAGCCCCCUGAUCCCAGCGCAGGAUGAGGAACCAGAACCAGAACUGGAACCAGAACCAGAACUGAAGCCAGGCUGCCAGGAGCUGAGCCCUGGGCAUCACGACACGGAGGAGAGCUUUCUGUAGCUGGCUCUGGGCUGAUGCUGCACCUCACCCGCCAGGGAGAUGGGCCAGGGGCCAACCCAACCUGGCAGAGCCGUGCUAUGCAUUGGGGGACCCCUGUGCCUCAGUGCUCCUCUUUUCAUCCCACCUUCCAGCACAACCGGGGAAAGACAGACGCGUUCCCUUUCUGUGCCAAAGGACCAUGCACCAACCCCCAUCCCGUCCCAUUGCUACACACCAUCCCAGCCACCCAACUGUGGAAGAGCGGAGGCGUCUGCUCACAGAAAAACCUCUUCUCACCAUGAAAGGAGAUGCUGUCUCUAUAGGAGACGUUGCCUUUCCCUCUGCUUGAUUGCAUAUCCCAGCCUCUAUCCCGCCCUGCUAAAAUGCACGGCGCUGAAUUCCAGCUCAUCUCCAUCGUGCCCGCCUCUCUGAUGCUCGGUGUAGCAGCCAUGCGGUGGGCACAGCAGAGCUGCCAGGGAUGGCCGGCUGGACAGACAGCCCCCUCUCAUAGCUCGCUGGUGAGGCGAAGAGAAGCCAAAAGGCCACACUCCAGCCAUUAAGAGAAACAGGAUUCUCCCUCAAGCACAACCAAGGUAUAGCGACUGCCGAAAAGAGGCCUGUGGUGGGUCUCGGAGACGUUGGGUCGCCAGCCGGCACACUCUCACCCUCUGCAGCAUUUCGGAGAUGGGGCAGCACCGCAAGCGCUGUGGUACAGGUACCCGUGGUGCUGGGCCACGUUGCUGCAGGCAUCCCAAGGGGCUGUCCUAGACUGAACCCUCCUUCUGCUCAGAGCUGCUCCCUGGGCUGCCAAGGGCAUGCCGGGACCUGGGGACACUCGGAGCCGUCUUCUCCUGUGUGAACACUAACCCCGAUCACUCGCUUCAAGGGAACAAGCCAGACCUCUUCAUUCACCAUCCGGGGCCAGUAUAAGGAAGGAAUGGCUACCUGUUCAACGUGAUGUGCCGCUGAACCUGGCUGGGAGGGUCUCCCAUCCCGGCUGUGUGUUGUCUGUGGGGACCAGGUAGAGUCAGGGGCUUGUCUGAGUUCCUCUUUCCUUCAGGACAGGGGGUGUCAACUGAGCCUCUUUCCCUAGGCAAAGCCAUGCUGAGUGGCCAGGGUGCAAGCACGCCAGCCUAGGAGGCCCAAAGACAUCUCACGUAAGAGAGAGAGAGAGAGAAAGAGAGAGGCUGUGAAGUCCCCCGAGUGCCAUGCCAUGUCUAUGCCCCCGCCACUGAGAAGCUGUUGGUGGCCCACCUGCCAGGGGGAAGCCACCAAGCAGCCUUUCCAGUUGCAAGGGGCCAGCUGAUCCCAGGCAGAUGUGGCGCCUGGAGCCCUGCGGGCUGGGAGCUGAACAGAGGAGGGAGGAUCGGGCUGGAGGAAAGGGCUGGGGGGCAUGACCCCAUCACCCUCCCUUACAAAGCCACCUGCAGGGUGGACACGUGGAGACUCUCCCUCCUGCUUCACACCCAGCAUUUCAAACAGAGUGUGAAGUCCCUGCCAAGGUGGGCAAGAAGCAGCCCAGCCGCGGUAGCAAGGGGAAUCGCUUCAAUUGGGGAAACCGCAGUUUUCCUCCUUCGAGAGUACUGAGUAGACUCGAGCCUUUCCCUCCCUGCCCUGGACCUCCAUCACCUCUUUCACCUUCCCCUCCCCAGCCGCACUCAGUGGCUGCGUGCCUCCGGAGAGAGCCGGUCAGACAUUGGGGUGACCCUUUGUUCCUAGCAGCCUCGCUAAAGCUAGACCGAGGGGAACGGGCAUGUCCCGUGAGGUUUGCCUUGCCAGUAAAACGCAAACACUGUUAGUGGUAGCCAGCAGAGUGCUGCUGAUAAUAACCACAGUCAGUACAGUUUGUCUUUUCCAGCCUGAAAGGUCAGCCUUCCCAGCAGCCAGAGCAUCCGCCCUGUGAAUAGCAAACGUUUUUCCCCACGUACCAGUCCUCUAGUAAGCUCCAUGUGCCAUGAACAGCCGCCAGGCCACAGGGAGGCAAUAACACCGCAGCUGUGUGGGGCGAGACCGCUUUCCCUUGACGUGGUGGAGGCUCAGGUGGGUACGUGCCACCACAAGGUCAGCCCAUGGGGUCUCACUCCUGCAGGGCCACUGCUCUUCUCCCACAAUGCGAGUGGCACGUAUGCUCCACCCGGGUGGGCUCGGGGGGGUCCAUGCAUGAUCACAGGCUUUACCUGCCAGGCUGGUUUCUCUCUUCACAGCACCUCUUCUUACUCCUUGCAGUUGAACGUGGGAUCAUAGCCCUGGAAGGGGCUUCCUGGGGUAAAGCCCAUCCCUGCUGUUGCAAACACAGUAUCAUACAAUCCUGUUCCCACUGCGAGCUUAGAUGCUGGAUGUGUCUAGGAGGGUUUGGACCGGGCAGAUCCUGCCUCGGGCAGGGGGUUAGACUAGACGAGCUCUGGAGGGCCCUUGCAGCCCCAUUUCUCUGUGAUGUCUAUGAAUGACUGAUCAGGCCCGUCUUUAAAAAAGUUAGGCCUCUUGCCACCACUCUGAUUGAUUUCUUCUUGGAUUACUUCUUCCUGCAGACUAUAGGUAUGCACGGCCAGUGGGAUCCCCCUUUGUUCUGCUGCCAACAUCGUCCUCCAGCUUGAAACGCUUUCUUCCCUCCCUGCUGUCUCCCUUCCUGCCAUACUUUUGGAGAGUAAUGCUCUCCUUUUGCUACGCUGAGCAGUCCAGCUGGCUGCGUUCCUCUCCUAAGCCAGGCUCUCCAUUCCCCUCCUCUUCCUCAUCGCCUUUCUCUGCACCUGUUCCCGUUUCACUUCGUCUUUCUCGCGUGUGGGUGGCCAGCACAGUGCCCAGGAUCCCAGAUGGCAUCCUACCAUUAUCUUGCACAAUGUCUUUCGUACUUCCCUCUCUCUACAGAAAAUACCUUGCGUGAUAGAUCCUGGUAUUGCACUGGUCUUUUCCACAGCUGCAUCGCAGGGGAGGCUCAGAGCCAACCUGCGAUCCACAAACGCAACCAGACCUUUCUCCUCUGCUGUCACUGGAGCUGAGGGAUUGUCAGCACAUAGCAGAAAUUCUUGUCAUUAGCCCUCAAGUGCAUGAUCUUGCCCUUUGCACUUUUAAACGCAGUCUGUUCCUGUUACUCCAGUCCCCAAGGCCUUCUGCUCUCCCACUGGAUUGACAAUGUUCCCAAAUUUGGUUUCAUCAGCCGUUUUCUUUCCCCUUCUCCUACAUUUUGUGCCAAAGUCCUCAAUGAAAUAAGAUCGGUCCCAAGACUGAUCCUUAACAAGCUCCUCUAGUAACUCCCCUCUCACCUGAGGCUGCCCCGGGUAACCAGUUGCCAUCUCUCCUUUAGCCAGUCCCUUGCUCGCUUUGCAACAUCUCAUAUUAAUCAUCUCCAGCUUCACUAAUUAUUUCCCACAUGUCACCGUAUUGGAUGCUUUUCUGGUGUCCUGAGAGAUACGAUCUACUGCAUAUCACAGAUUAGAUAGCUUAGCAAAGAAAGAGAUCAGACUGGUCUGGUUUAGCUCCAGCAAACCCAGGUUGUAUUUUCUCCCCCCCACCCCCCCUUUUCUUUUUUUUUUGGGGGGGGGGGGAGGGGGGGUUAACUUUUCCCUCGUUGUCUUUAUUCUUUCCUUCAAAGCUCUUCUGACACCUGGCCUGUUGUUGUUCUAAUUACUUCCCCCCACCCUUCAUCUUCAAACAGAUGCUACCUUAGAUGUUCUCCAGCCAGUUGGCAUCACCCUUAAGUUACUAGAGUUAUUAAAAUAGUUGCUGCCAAGCCCAUUCUUGCACUCCGUGGUAUUUUCAGGUCUUUACUUGAAAUACCCCAUUAGCUGCUGCAUCUCUGUGCAACGCUGCACUGCACACAUCAGACCUGGCUCUGGGGGCGGGAGUCACAGGCAAAGGGAACCUGAUGCCAGUCGGAUGCUUUGUGGCCCUGUCUGGGCUCGAUGCGAAGUGUCUGAUCUGCUUUCCGCUUGGCUGCAGAACUUAGUUUCACAUCCUGCCCAGGGCGUGCGGUGAGAUUGCUGCCUUGCCGCUGCAGCAGAAAGCCUUUCAGCUCAGGGUAGGGGGUGCUGGCCAGGUGAGCGCCACGCAAGGUAAGACACCAGCCAGGUAGCCCCAGGAAACCCGAGGAGGGAACCCCGUUUUCCAAAGAGUGGACUCACUUGGCUCAAUUCACCACAUUGGAAACAGCUCUGGGGAAAGCCCCCCAGGUGCCCACAGAACAGAGUCAGUGGCCCAAACCAGCCCGGAUUUAGGGUUCACCACCUCUCUCUCUCUCUCUCUCUCCCCCUCCCUACUUCUGACAUUCCAGCCCCCGGUAAAUCAGACGAUGGGGGGCAAAAAUACCAUAACUUUUCCGUUUCCAUCAAUUAUAACCGGGAUGCGUCCAGUCCUAUUCAGAAGGGAACCAGUGCCUCUAGGUUUUAGUUUAUGUGGUUGGUUUUGAUUGGUUGUGGGGUUUUUGUGUAUGUAGAGAUGAGCCCAAACUGAACCCCACAUCCCAGCCCCUAAAUCUUUCCAGCCUCCGCAAAGGGAAUCCAGUGCUGCAGUUUGGGGCCAUCUCUACCGCCUCUCUUUAAUUGUAUGUUACUCCGCAGCUCGUCCGAUGUUAUCAGCACCAGUAUAAGCCUGUUCUUCCUGCCAGCCACUAUUCCUUGUGCUAUGUAUAUCCGGGGGAUGCCUGUCACACCGCAGUGUUUCUUUCCAUGUUUAAGACGCUUAUGCUGAUGUGCACGCGGUUUGUAGUCCUCUUGUCUUCUGCUCCUCGGAUGUGUUGUUUAAACCAGUGUUUGGCGCUGCGUUGUGAAAUUCAGAGCAUGGUGGACUUGACUUGCAAUGAGCUGCCUCGGUUCCCAGCCCCGGGGACCCUGCUGGAGGGGGCUUCCCAGCGGCAGGAGUUUGCCAGGCACCGACAAAGAGCAGCCAGUAGAAAGUUGGCCAAAGUGGGAAAUGCCCCCUUGUGCAGACCCAACAACUCUCCGAGAGGUGCAGGGCCAAGUGGACAGAAACAUCCAAGAGAUUCGGUAAUAGGGUGGGACGGGGCACCACAUUAGAUGCCAGUGCAUGACCCUGGAUGGAGGCAGGCAGGGGGUCUCCUCACUGCAUCUUUUGGGAGAGCUUUACCAAAGGCAAGCUGCAUUGUGAGCAAGGCAGGGGCAGGCACCCCUCCGCAGGGUUCACUCCUCAUUCACACAUCACACCUCAGUGCUGCCCCCGAGCCCAGCUUUGGGGUCACGGUAUUGGUGCCCAGAGUGCCCACACAUGCCAUGGUGCAAGGAACCGUGGCUGCCAGCCAGAGCAGCCCCCGAGAGCUGGCAGGGCCAAGCACAGCAGCACGGCUCAGCGAUGGCACGUCCAUUCAGAGAGCAGCUGAGCAGCAGCUCCUGGGCACCUGCAGGCCCUGCCAUCCUGGCCCUGCCUAGGUGAAGCCUACCAGGACCUCAGGCUACCUCCCAGACUGCUGCCACGGCCUGAAGUCACUCACCUGGGUGGCAUUGCAGCAGCUGGGACAACAGCAGACCUGGGGGCUGCAGGAUUGGGAGAGUGGGGAGAGUCAGGACUUCUACCUAAUCAGAUGAAACAUUACCUGGUGCCUUCUGUCCUGGCAGCAUGCGCCUGUCCUGGGCUCUUCCUCUGCCACGUUCAUGCCUGGAUGGAAACAUCUCCUGCGCUCGUCUUUGUCAUUAGCCUGUCUUAAGUCACGGGGGGUGGGGGGGAGAAGCCAAACUGAGAUCAAACUACGGUACCAAAGAGCUAAUGUCCUCCUAGGUGUUUACAAGUGUGUUAGUAGGACUCUUAUUACAUUGCAUUUAUACCCGUGAGAUAUUAUUUUUAUGCUGUAAACUUUACACACGUGUUUUUAAAGAAAAGGGUUUUUUAAAAUUAAAAAGUUUUGUUUUCUUUUUCA